UUUGUUGUCGAUUUCUGGUUAGAUUUCUAAAUUUCUUCGCACUUUUACUACCAAAAACAGCCGUGCCGAAAGGCCUACUCUGCGCAAAAUGCCACCGAAGAAAGCACCUACUACUUCGAAGAAAACCGAGGCGAAGAAAAAGGAAAAAAUCAUCGAGGAUAAAACUUUCGGCUUGAAGAAUAAAAAAGGUGCCAAGCAGCAAAAGUUCAUUUCGCAAGUCGAGAAGCAAGUGAAGAGCGGUGGUCAACAUAACCUUGUUCAGAAUCCGAACGUCAAGAAGGAGGAAAAGGAGAAGAAACUAAAGGAGCAGAAGGAGUUGGCCAAGUUGUUCAAACCAGUGGCCACGCAGAAGCUCGAGGCUGGCGCCGAUCCCAAAUCGGUGCUGUGUGCGUUCUUCAAGCAAGGGUCCUGCACCAAGGGCGACAAAUGUAAGUUCUCGCACGACUUGGCUGUCGAACGCAAGUCAGAGAAACGAUCGAUUCACGUGGAUAUGCGAGAUGCGGAUACUAACGAUACCAUCGAGAAUUGGACUGAAGAAAAACUGGCCGAAGUAGUUGCCAAAAAGCAUGGCAAAGAAAAAACGAUGCCCACUACGACGAUUAUUUGCAAGUAUUUCCUGGAUGCCGUAGAACGCUCACUGUAUGGAUGGUUCUGGGAGUGCCCCAACGGUGAAAAAUGUAUCUAUAGACAUGCGCUCCCGCCGGGAUACGUGCUGAAGAAAGACAAGAAAAAAGCUGAAUCCCAGAAAGAAGAGAUAUCGCUGGUCGAUUUGAUCGAACGUGAGCGGGCAGCUCUUGGUCCUAGUCAAACGCGCGUUACGCUGGAAUCGUUCUUGGCGUGGAAGAAACGUAAACUGCAGGAGAAAAAGGACAAGCUGCAGAAGGAGGAAGAACGCAAGCUGAAGGACUUCAAGGCUGGAAGACAGAACGGUCUGUCCGGAAGGGAAAUGUUCAGCUUCAAUCCGGAUCUUGUCGACGACGGUGUGGAUGAGGGAGAAGCAGCUGUCGAAUCCUACGGGCGCAAUGAGGACGAUGACGAUACAACCGAAUACAAGGAACUGGACUUGAACAUGCUUUGCCUAUCCAUCAAAGAGGUCGAUGAUACGGGUACGCUUGCCGACGCCGAUCGCUGGGAAAAGAUGGCAGCAGAAGCAGCCAGUCGAACAGCCGCUGAUGUUGAAAGCGGCGAUGCGUCUGGAACCGCCAACGAUGCCGCACCUAUUAAUGAAAAUCUAUUCCUCGAAGAAGACCUCGAAGGUUUGGAUGAUGAUUUGAGCGACGAUGACGAUGAUGACGAUGACGAUGGCGAUGCUGAAGGAACCUCCAACGAAACGAGUGAAAAAUCGUGAUAAUCCUAUACGCGCAGUUAACGAAGGGCAGCCGAUUCCUCUUGUACUCGGAGCACAAGUCCACUUUGUCACUGUUAGCGUAUUGUUGCCGGUACCGUUGUUCUCUUAUCGUACGUUAGAUCAGCUUCUUCACCGAUAAAUUGCGCCCGAUACAGUGUCUGAAUGGAAUUUUAAUUAAAGUUGAAAGUGUAAUAAAAUAGCAGUUUACAUUUUCAUUCUUGAACA
Anopheles nili is the source of this 1573-nucleotide messenger RNA. RefSeq names its product zinc finger CCCH domain-containing protein 15 homolog. Gene Ontology annotation, biological process: cytoplasmic translation. The record is from RefSeq and is a predicted model, not a curated record. NCBI's taxonomy places the organism in Eukaryota, Metazoa, Arthropoda, Insecta, Diptera, Culicidae. Gene Ontology annotation, cellular component: cytosol. Bases 89 to 1348 code for a protein of 419 amino acids. The transcript is spliced from 4 exons. Gene Ontology annotation, molecular function: mRNA binding; metal ion binding.